GUUUGUAUUGUUUCAUGGUCAGUUAUUAGUGUAACUGGUUUGGUUUAAGUUAGAAAAGUUUAAGCAGAGUUAGCAGCAAGCUUCUUCGCCUUUAUUUCGUUAAAUGCCGCAAUCCGGACAUCCCGGUAGCUAUUAUGAUAGCAUGUUGCAACAUGCACUGUUUUACCAUUCAGUACCACUUCCUUAAGUUACAUUAAUUCAAGACACAGGUUAUAUCCAGAUCAGCUCCUCCAUCAGCAAAGUCCCCCACCGACUUGAAGGGCACUCUCCGAGAAAGCUGACAAGGACAUACUCGGGAUCUGAGUCUCCAAACAAGUCUGAGUUCAGUUACAGCUCUGAAUGGCCACAGCUGCAGAGGAGCCUCCAGGGCUCCAAAGUGGCAAUUUGACUGGGACUCGAAAAAAUGCUUCUCCAGAGGGUCCAAGCACUAGCAUGUCUCAGACCAUGAAAAAAACAAUCGGCCAUCGUGGAAUUGAUCCCACUGGGGAGACGACGUACAAAAAGACAACCUCAUCAGCCCUGAAAGGUGCUAUCCAGUUAGGCAUCACGCACACGGUGGGAAGCUUGAGCCAAAAACCCGAGAGAGACGUGCUACUGCAGGAUUUUGAAGUUGUGGAAAGCAUCUUCUUCCCAAAUGAGGGCAGCAACCUGACACCAGCACAUCACUAUGGAGACUUCAGGUUCAAGACGUACGCCCCUAUCGCCUUUCGCUACUUCAGGGAGAUGUUUGGCAUCCGUCCUGAUGACUACAUGUAUUCUCUGUGUAAUGAGUCACUGAUUGAGCUAUCAAACUCUGGCGCCAGUGGAUCUCUUUUCUACGUCUCAAGUGAUGAUGAGUACAUCAUUAAGACAGUGCAGCACAAAGAGGCAGAAUUUCUGCAGAAACUGCUUCCAGGAUAUUUUAUGAACCUGAACCAGAACAAGCGGACCUUAUUGCCAAAGUUUUACGGACUCUACUGUGUCCAGGCAGGGGGUAAAAAUAUCCGUAUUGUGGUCAUGAACAAUCUGCUCCCGAGUGCUGUACGAAUGCACCUCAAAUAUGAUCUAAAGGGCUCCACCUAUAAGCGACGAGCCUCAGCUAAAGAGAGGGAAAAGGCUGUGCCCACAUACAAGGACUUGGAUUUCAUGCAGGACAUGCCUGACGGGCUGUUACUUGAGGGUGACAAGUACAGUGCUGUUUACAAGACCAUCCAGAGAGACUGUCUGCUCUUGCAGAGUUUCAAGAUUAUGGACUACAGCCUUCUGGUGGGAAUCCACAAUAUAGAUCAGGCCUGUCGAGAGCAGGCAAGUGAAGAGGCGGUGGCAGCGGCCAUGGACCAGAGGAGGCCACAGGGCCAAAAGUCCCUGUACAGCACUGCUAUAGAGGCCAUCCAGGCAGAGGCAGGGAGCAUGGGAUCACUGGACACAGGGGACAAAACUGGAGGAAUACCAGCACGAAACUCAAAAGGCGAGAGGCUGCUGGUGUACAUUGGUAUCAUUGACAUUAUGCAGUCCUAUAGAUUAGUGAAGAAGCUUGAACAUUCAUGGAAAGCGCUGGUUCACGAUGGGGAUACUGUAUCAGUACACAGACCAAGUUUUUAUGCGGAACGAUUUCAGAAGUUCAUGUGCAGUACAGUCUUCAGGAAGAUCUCCUUGAAAACCUCCCCAUCUAAGAAGUGCCGUGCAGUGGCUUAUGGUCCUUUGAGAAAAGCAACUAGCACUGGGCCUCUUCCUUUGACCCAAACCAGCUGCAACAACCAGCAGCCUUUACUCCAACGAGAAGGCAGUUCUGAGACCAGGGAAGACACUGAAGGAGAAAACGUCAUGCAGGCAGGUCGUCCUGACCUCCUCCCAAAGACCUUACCACCCAGCGACGCUGUUGGCAACGCUGCUGAAACUGCCGUCUGCUCCUCCCUGGGAAACUCUGACUUCACUGCCUCAAGCCAGCCCGUGACUCAGUCUCAGGACACAUGCAGAGCUCAGUUUGGGACUCUUGAAGAAAGUAUUGGUGCUGACGAUGUAAUCUCACUCGGCGACAUUGUUCCUAAUACAAGCAAAUGUUCUGUGUAGAUGUGGGAAAGAGUACACGACUCAAAUGAACCUGAAACAAAAUUGGAGGAUGUUCUGAGCAUGGAUGAAAUGUUACAGCCGCCUUGGUGUGAUUUGAGGUACCAAAAUUGGAAAAGUGUAUCAGCGAGACCAAAUUGGAUCUUAAAUGAAUUUUUGUUAUUAUUUUUGCACGUUGACUUCCAAAUCUCAACAUGGUAUGAGCAUGUUAGUCGGUGGUUGUGUUUUGACAUUAGUAACAGCGGGUAAAUGAAUGCUGUGGUUAUUGAACACUAUUAUUCAUCUCAUAGGAAUGCUUAUAUGCACAACCAAAGAAUGUUCUUGGCACUGAUGUUCUCAACUAAAACAGUGUUUGGUGUAGAGUGUAACAGGAGAAUUUUGCAUUAUUUGAAAACAAAACUUCUUCAUUCAAGCCCAGUUAUUUUGAAUUAAUUGUGUAGUUUUUGGAAUUAAUUCCUCUUUUUUUUUAUACCACAUUGCUGUAUCAGAUCCUCAUGCGUACUUGGCUCUGUAAGUGUCAUGUGUCUGGAAUACUAUACAUGCUCUAUGUUUAACCUACACACUUUAACACAAAACUAUAUUAUCUGGAUUAUCUGGACACAGUUUUAAUAAAAUGGUUUAUUUUAUAAAGAAAUUAAUGUGUUCAUACGUGGUAAUCUUUAGUUUUUUUUCAGAUUACUCUAAAUGCUGGAAAGAGAGGUGAUCCUCAGCUUGUAGUUUCUAUUUAACCAGCUGUUCUAAUGGACCUGUACUUCCGUAGAGAUGUUCACAUCAGAAGGUUAUUUUAUAACAAUUUGUUUUGUUUUUUAAUACGUAUACACUGUACGAUCUGAUAUCAAUUUCAGGUUUAGUUUGUAGACGGCUUACGACCAAAUGCAAAGAACGAUACUCAGAUGGCUGUGGACAAAGUGCCGCAAUAAACAGUGACCUGGGGCCUGUCUCAUGAAGUAGUGAGUUAGUCAGCUAAGUUUGGAGUGAACCUCGUCUUUUCAGUGUCAUGGAGAAAAGCUGGAAUUUGACCUUGAGCGGUUGCCAUGGUAACUAAUGCCACUGACCAAAACCUGCAAGGAGCUGUUUACAGCAGAAAUAUAGAACUAUAAGAACCACCUUCUCACUAAUCAAGUGAGGAGUACCAAAGAGCACAGCGCGACUUUACUACAAAUUGGUACAAUCACUUUGUUUUCUAUUAUCAUUUAUGAUGUUGGAAAUAGUAUUAGUAGGAAGUGUUUGCAGUAUAACCAGCAUCCCACCCUGGCAUCAAAUAGUAAAGCAGAGCAUGGCUAGUUAGUGGCAGUACUUAAUAAAAUUUAGUGUUGCUUGUCAAUUGCGCUUAUUGGGCUUUGUUGCCAAUUUUUCCAAUUUUCCCAAUUUCCGUUCUAUAUUUGCUGUUCAUCACUGAAGCCCUAGAGAGCAUUUGGUUAUUUUGCACAUUUAAGGAUAAGACCCUGUCAUAUACACUCAGUUGUGAGUUUAUUAGGUACACCUAGUGAAAACUAAUGCAGUUUAAUGCAACAGCCCUGCAAUGACUCCUACCUUCGCGAAGGUGAUAAUGUUCUCUGUAUAAUUAGACCGCAGUAGUCUUAGACAGGUGUAUCUAACAAACUGAGUGUAUAUAACAAAUGGACACAGUGUCCUUGAUGUAUAACACCAAGAAUUAGACCUCACUAAUAUCAUCCGACUGAAAAGCUGCACCAGCAGCAGUUUCAGACCUGCGAUAGAGACGUGCUGAUGUGCACCAUGUGCAGGCAAACAAAGUAACUGCGUUCAGCAGUUCAGACACAGGGGCCACCUUGCCAAUGAGUGACUUGCUUAUGUUUUAUUGUCCCUUUUCUGUCCCCCUAGUUACUUUUGAGAAAGCCAUAAAAAAAACCAGGGUGGGGUGCGCAAAAAAAAAAAAAAUUAGCGAUGUAGGUUUGUAAGAGUUUUGACUUUGCUGCUGAAUAUUUGAACCAUAGACUUGGGUGGUCCCACAUUUAUUAAUUGGCACUCUUCCACUAUUUGCUGUGGUCUGCUGCUAAAAGUAAACAUAGUUAUGCAUAAAGUAAAUAUGAUAUGGAUUACACAAAUUUAAGUGAUCAAUUACUUUCCACUCUAGGCUGCUUAUAGACUAGAGUGGGAAGCCUAUAUAUAUUUUCACAUUGAUUUAUGAUGUAUUGCCCUUAGUAUUUGAUUGUGAUGUAUUCAUGUUCCCGUUUUUUGUAUUCAAAGGGUACAUUAAGUUUUUCCUAAACAUGACUUACAUUAAUUAGUUAUAUUAAUCAUAAUUUUAUGAUAACUUUUGUUGCUGCAUUUUACCCACAGGGAUAAGCAUCUUCACCCCUUCUCCUAUUAAAUUCAGUGUCGCUGAUUUGUUGAUGUUACAUGUGAUUGGCCUGUUAUUAAAAACUGUGCCUCUGUCAUGUUGCACAAGCUCAUAGCUGGACCAGUAAACCCAGGGUUAACGGAGCCAGUUGUAUGAGCUUUGUGCGAUGAGUUAUCCAGAAACGGCAAUGUUUAGUGUAGAGGGGCUGGCUGACAACUUCAAAAGAGAUUUUUGAGACAGGCCCCAAUUAUGGAAUGGUUGCUAUUUUUUUCACUAUGGAAAUAUUGUGAUGGCUGCCUGAUGUGUGAAAGUAAACAAGACAAAACAAUUUGUCUGCUUUUUGUAAACUAAAACUGGUUGAAUUAGUAUUGGUGAUUUGAUACAAGUUUUUUUUUUUUUUACCGCUCAAAAUGGUUGUGCAGUAUUUUAACUAGAUGUGAUGGUUGGGUAACUUUUAACUUUAACUAAUCAUCUGUAUGCGUGAAUGAAUAGACUGUGCAAUACAUUAAGUGAGUUGACAAUUUUCCAACUAAGAUAAGAUGAACGUGCAUCAUUUGGGCAUUUUUAUACAUCCUGUAAAUGGUAUUUUAUACUUUUGGCUGUUACAUCAAACUGUCAGACAAUGCUCUGUGGGUCAUUCCAUGUCAAAGCAGACUGAAUCCAGGAAAGUGGUUGUAGCACAAACUUUGUAGGAUGGGAGACAAACAUGUUCUCAGUAUGAGUGAACCAUUAAUGACUGCAUGCCUGUUGAUUUUCUACAAGGCCCUACAUUUGGAAAAAAGAGCAAAAUCCCUAAAUAAGAGUGAUAUUGAGGGUAUUAUAAACCCAUUAUUUUGCACCCAUUUGAUAUUAAUCAUUAUUUUUUCUUCAAAUACAAUCUCUCAUUAAUUUUGCACCAAUAUUUGAGGUCUCUAAUGAACAGGAAGAUAUUAGGAGUAAAACAAAGUGUGAAGCAUUGUUCAGUCAUUUCCAUAGGACCAAAAUUGUAUGUAGAAAGAACAUGAAAAUGUAUGUGGAAAUAGCUUAAUUUAUGGUCAUUUAGUGUACAAAGUUCCAGUGUCCUUCCGUGUUCCCUUCAUAGGUAAACACAUGUAGUUAAAGGCAUUGUUUUAUCUCUAGAAAAUAAACUUCCAUAAUGAAGAAGCAGGGUCUUCCCUUCUUAUCUCUACUUAUAUGUGCCCCAGCCUCUGAAAUAUUGAUUGGAGUAAAGAAAUACAUGUUUCUGUUGGCUCACUUUACUAUAGGUCAUUAACACAAGCUACAGUAUUUUCUUUACUGUCAGGGUCUCAUUAUAGAAAAAGGCAGUAACUCUGGUAGAUUCCAUAUUGAAUGGAGUGGUUAAAUUGUAUAUUCCAUAUUUAAAAAAUAAUGAGAUACUCAUUAGUUGCUUUAUUGAAAAUGAGGUGCAAUGUAGCAAAUCAUGUACUAGAAAUUACAUGUGACAAAAACUAUUGGCCUUUAACCAUUUAACAGGACUGAAUUGGGUACAUGCCUGGUGUUUUCUUGAUAACACGUAAGGGCAUGUACUGAUAAUUACACUGUGUGACAUGUUUCAGCAUGCAUAUUAGUGCACUUUCAACAGGUAGCUUUCUAACAUGCACACUGUAAAAUUACAUGUAUGAACACAUCCAACCUUUUAUGUUGAAACACAUUUAGAUACUCCCACUGGAGCUUGAGGGGGCCAUUUAGGAUACCACUUAUUCUUCCAUAUACCAGAGGUUUUAUUAAAAUAUUUCACUUAUUAUCAACAUCCAGGACCUUCCCAGAGACACAGUUCCCAUCUCAAAUGCCCUCCAUUCCAAUGAGGAUACAGAAAAAAAUGUUUAUCCUUAAGUUAUUACAAUUUCUAUGACACAGGAAUUCAAUAACUAUGGAGAUACUGAAGCAAAAAAUGUAACACUGGAAUGUACUUUUUUCUGCCAUAGGUAAAAUAUCUCUCAAAUCUGUGUCUAUUUUUGCAUGAAAAACAGAAGGACAUUGUUACUUGGUGCCCUUAAUAACAUACAUCAAGCAAUUUCCAUGUACAUUUUUAUGUGUCGGACUAGCUACCCCAUAAACCAAAUAGGCCACCAUGACUUGUUAUAGUCUUAAUAUCAUCAUCAUGGCCAUUAGUGGCAGAGACUUAAAAUAAUGGCAAAAAAUUUAUAAAAUAUUGUAUUUGCAGAAAAAAUAAAGAUUGAUCAUAUAAGUGCAAAGAUGUGGAUUAGUAGUACCCUCAAUAUCACUCUCAUUUAGGAAUUUUGCACUUUUAUACAAAUCUAGGGCCUUAUAAAAAUAAAAUUACAUGUAGUUCAGACUUUUAAUGAAUGCUUUAAAUCGCAUAGAGAAACCAUGCUUGUCUUCCAUCCUACAAAGUUUAGUGAGGCUAGGCACAAUAGUGGUGAAGAUAUUAAUGCACAAACAUGGUUUCCCAAAUAAGCCAUUUUAGCCAAAGGCUAUAAAAAUGAAAUAAUAUCAAGGGUCAAAAAAAUAUGAAAACAUGUGAUUUAAACAGAAAUAUUUUUGCAGGCCUUGGUUUUAGGACACAUUCAUGUUACAGACGUGGUUUGAAAAAAUCUGAACAUCAUUAUCUGAUUUGACAUGGAAUUACCCAUGUCCCAAAAUUAAAAGUUAAACCUUAUUGUAAAAACUCCAAAGCCAUUAAACAUGCAGCCUAUGAAACAUGUAAAUAGUCAUAUUUAUUAUAUUAUUUAUUACUGUAUGUAUUUCUCUGGUUUCCAAAAUGUUUGCUAAUGGUGACGACUGAUUGAAAAUGUGCCUUUCUUUAGCACAACAAACCUGUAUCUGUAAUCAACGUCAACUUUUCAAUACACUUGAACAGCUGACUUUAUGAUGAUUUUGGUUAUUGUCAUAACAACUGUUAAAUCAUCCUGUAUUUAUUUCUGUAGACUUCAAUUCAUCUUCACUUGCUUUUGAAUUGUUUACAAUAAAUGUGUGCACAUCUGUAUAGUUUUGGGGGUUCAUGUUUUUGUACACUUGUACCUGAAGUUAUUAAAAAAAAAAUCCAUUUUGCUUUUGGUUUACUAUAUUGCAUUAUACAGAUUUUGAACUUUUUAUGUCUCUAUGAGUGUUUAGUGAUAUGACAAUACAUACUAUAAGACAAUAUUAAUUAGUCAACCAUUGGGCAAUUCUACAAUAAUUAAUAAGGCAGCUAUCCCUUUUAUAUUUCUUGGUGUAUUACACCCCC
Messenger RNA from Xiphias gladius (swordfish), 7535 nucleotides. RefSeq names its product phosphatidylinositol 4-phosphate 5-kinase type-1 alpha-like. Gene Ontology annotation, biological process: phosphatidylinositol metabolic process. Lineage: Eukaryota; Metazoa; Chordata; Actinopteri; Istiophoriformes; Xiphiidae. Gene Ontology annotation, molecular function: phosphatidylinositol kinase activity. The coding region runs from base 340 to 2049 and encodes 569 amino acids. The transcript is spliced from 16 exons. The record is from RefSeq and is a predicted model, not a curated record.